Messenger RNA from Cotesia congregata, 921 nucleotides. The record is from the annotation of a GenBank genome assembly. NCBI's taxonomy places the organism in Eukaryota, Metazoa, Arthropoda, Insecta, Hymenoptera, Braconidae.
AUGUGUACAUCAUUGUCAGUACUUAGUCAAACAAGUUUUAAUACUAGUAUUUUGAAACUUGGAAACAAGUUAAAAUGUUGUCAAACACUUGGACUCCUGGUUAUUAAACUCGACAAUACAACUAGGAGGCUGUAUGUUAAAAAUAUACCAGAAAAAUUAUCACCGGCAAACUGCAGUUUAUCAGCGUCAUCUUUCAACUAUCAUCAAAGAUUAUCAUACGGAACAACAGCGAUAGUGUCCGGAGUUCCGGGUGCUCUUUCAAAACAGCAAGCUAAAGAUUUAGCCGUACGACUUACAUCUGAGGAGAGAGAAGUUUUAAUAGCAGCUCUGAAAGAAUGCCAAUCAAAUUCUGUUAGAGCUGAGUAUGAAGGUCAAUUGGCUGCAUUUCGAUGGAGAAGUAAAUUUGGGCGGCCAACUGGUGUGCCAAGUCUGGGUGAAGUCGAUCCAACUGGAAGUUAUUGUGCUGUACCUGAUGAUUGGCUAUUGAGGAAGUAUGCGGAAACAGUCCCACAACCGACACGUCGUGAUUUAAUGCGAGUAUCAAUCGCAAAUGCCAUUCCUUUUAUUGGAUUUGGUUUCCUCGAUAAUUUUUUCAUGAUAAUUGCGGGCGAGCAUAUUGAAGCGUAUCUCGGCGCAAUUAUUUCAAUAUCAACAAUGGCAGCAGCUGCACUCGGAAAUACAAUUUCAGAUAUAUUAGGAAUAGGAUCAGCUACGUAUGUUGAAAGGUUAGCUCAGAAAAUAGGAUUUAAACCUCCUAAACUCACACCUAUUCAAUUGGAUUUACCACGCUCCAGAAGGGCUGCGAAUAUGCUAAAAGGUCGUGUAAUUGGUGUAACAAUUGGAUGUAUACUUGGAAUGACUCCCCUAUUUCUUCUUCAUACUGAAACUAAAGAAGAAAAAGAAAAAGGAAUAGUUGUUUAA